AUGCCGAACACUACGGCUAUUUCCGCUCCGGGCAAGGUGCUUCUGGCCGGAGGCUUCUUAGUCCUCGACCGUCAGCACACGGGGCUUGUAUUUGGGUUGAGUGCUCGCAUCAAUGUUAUCGCUCAGGAGAUCAAGACAAUCAAGGGCGUUCAGCUGAGCGAGAUCGUCGUUGAGAGCCCUCAAUUCCUCGAAGCUCAGUGGCGUUACGGGUAUCACCUAGCUCCCGAGGAUGGCGGAAUCAAGUUAACUCAGCUUCGGGUCGGUUCGAAUAUAAACCCCAAUCACUUUGUUGAGGUCACAUUGGCCUACGCUCUCACUUACAUCCAAACUGUUGGCCACGCCGGGUCAUCAUACACCUUUAAGCCUGUACAGCUAAUCAUUUUGGCCGACAACGACUAUUAUUCGCAAUCUCAUUCGCACCAUCAUCACCACCACUCACACUCAGGUGCGACAGCCCGCUUCGCCAAGUUUCCCACCAAGCUCAAGGAUGCCCACAAGACUGGACUUGGAUCCUCCGCGGCCCUUGUCACGGCACUUACCGCCGCCUUACUGACGCAUUACCUCCCCAAAUCUUCCUUCGACGUAGACUCAGCAGAAGGCAAGCGCACGCUACACAACCUAGCGCAGGCCGCACAUUCCGCCGCCCAAGGCAAAGUCGGCUCGGGCUUCGACGUCGCGGCCGCCGUCUACGGCAGCUGCGUAUACCGGCGAUUCUCCCCAUCCCUCCUGGGCGACGUCCCCGAGAUCGGCGCCCCUGGCUUCGCCCCCGCGCUAGCAGCGUGCGUGGCGCGCGAGUGGGACGCCGAGUUCCGCAAGGACAACGCGCGCAUGCCGCCGGGCGUCACGCUGCGCAUGUGCGACGUUGACUGCGGCAGCCAGACCGUCGGCAUGGUCAAGCAAGUCCUCAAGUGGCGCGACCAGACCGAUCCGGCCGGCGCCAAGACCCUCUGGGACAACCUGCAGGCGCGCAACGAGGCGCUCGGCGCGACGCUCAGCGGCGAUCGCAAGGACGGCAUCACAAAGGCCGUGGAGGAGGUGCGCGUCUUGGUGCGCGAGAUGAGCGCCGCAAGCGGUGUCCCCAUCGAGCCGGAGAGCCAGACCGCGCUGUUAGACGCGCUGGCGCGUGUGGAGGGUGUGUACGAGGGAGUGGCGCCGGGGGCGGGGGGAUACGAUGCUCUAGCUUUGUUGGUUAGGGACGACAGGGAGACGGAGGAUCGAAUCAGGGAGUUUUUGAAGGGAUGGAGUCAGGAGAAGGGCGUUAAGGUUAAGCUGUUAGGCGUCAAGGGGGAGAUGGAGGGAGUGAGGAGGGAGGGGCUGGAGCAGUAUGAUGGGUGGUUGGGGCAUGUCUGA
Molecule: messenger RNA, 1350 nt
Organism: Daldinia childiae
Lineage: Eukaryota; Fungi; Ascomycota; Sordariomycetes; Xylariales; Hypoxylaceae
Product: Phosphomevalonate kinase
Exons: 2
Coding region: 1-1350 (449 amino acids)
Biological process (GO): ergosterol biosynthetic process; isopentenyl diphosphate biosynthetic process, mevalonate pathway
Cellular component (GO): peroxisome
Molecular function (GO): phosphomevalonate kinase activity; ATP binding
Source: RefSeq, a predicted model, not a curated record